AUGAGCGGUCAGGAAAGACCAAAGCAGGACAACCAAAACCAAUCACAACCUCAACAUAGAAAGAAGUUUGAGGGCCCUAAGCGUGAAGCUAUCAUUGAUCUAUCUACCUAUAAAGAUACCGAAGUCAGGGUUAAGUUAAUGGGAGGAAGGCUUGUCACAGGUAUUCUAAAAGGCUAUGAUCAACUAAUGAACCUUGUUCUCGACGAGACUGUUGAGUACCUAAGGGAUGAAGAGGAUUCAUCUAUUAUUCUGAAGGAUAAAACCCGUAAUUUGGGACUUAUUGUUAUAAGAGGAACCAUUUUACUCUCACUUUCGCCUGUAGCUGGCGGGGCCAUCAUACCGGGUCCAGCUGGCGAAUAA
Messenger RNA from Eremothecium sinecaudum, 360 nucleotides. It is a transcript of the gene LSM7, whose product is annotated as Sm-like protein LSM7. The transcript is spliced from 2 exons. The record is from RefSeq and is a predicted model, not a curated record. Lineage: Eukaryota; Fungi; Ascomycota; Saccharomycetes; Saccharomycetales; Saccharomycetaceae. Bases 1 to 360 code for a protein of 119 amino acids. Gene Ontology annotation, biological process: nuclear-transcribed mRNA catabolic process; mRNA splicing, via spliceosome. Gene Ontology annotation, molecular function: RNA binding. Gene Ontology annotation, cellular component: U2-type prespliceosome; catalytic step 2 spliceosome; U6 snRNP.